AUUGCCCACCAGGACAAAGAAACAGACUUGAGUCAGUCUUACAAUGAUCUCUGUCUCUCGGUUGCUGUCGCCUCAUUUCUACGCAAUUCAAAGGUUUAUCCGCGACAAAACCCGAUCCCAGUCACUCUAAGCUCCGUGAAAAUGUCUGCUUCUGCGGCGACUCAACGUGCGGGAGGAGUUUCACACGGGUCCAUGGCAAUAAAGCCUCCUUCACAUCCUACUUACGAUUUGAAAGCAGUUAUCAAACUAGCCCUAGCUGAAGAUGCUGGUGACACAGGAGAUGUAACGUGUAUGGCUACGAUACCGCUUGAUAUGGAAGUGGAAGCUUAUUUCUUGGCUAAGGAAGAUGGAAUUGUUGCUGGGAUUGCUCUCGCUGAGAUGAUUUUUGAACAAGUUGAUCCAUCAUUGAAGGUUGAAUGGAUGCGAAAGGAUGGAGAUUAUGUUCAUAAAGGAUUGAAAUUUGGAAAAGUAUCAGGGAAUGCACAUAAGAUUGUUGUUGCUGAAAGAGUUGUGCUCAACUUUAUGCAGAGGAUGAGCGGAAUUGCGACCCUUACCAAGUUAAUGGCAGAUGCUGCAUACCCUGCAAGGAUACUGGAGACGAGAAAAACUGCUCCUGGUUUGAGAUUGGUUGACAAAUGGGCGGUGCUGAUUGGUGGAGGAAGGAAUCAUAGGAUGGGAUUAUUUGACAUGGUGAUGAUAAAAGACAACCACAUCUCAGCUGCAGGAGGUAUAGUAAACGCCAUUAAAUCUGUGGACGAAUAUCUAAAGCAAAAGAAUCUCGAGAUGGAUGUGGAGGUGGAGACUCGGACGCUUGAGGAAGUGAAGGAAGUGUUAGAGUUUGUUAGUGGAUCCAAGACUCGGUUGACGAGAAUAAUGCUGGAUAAUAUGGUUGUACCGUUAGAGAAUGGAGACGUUGAUGUCACGAUGCUUAAAGAUGCGGUAGAGCUAAUCAACGGGAGAUUCGAGACAGAGGCUUCAGGAAAUGUUACGAUUGAGACAGUACACAAGAUCGGGCAGAGUGGAGUUACAUUCAUUAGCAGUGGAGCUCUGACGCAUUCGGUCAAAGCGUUGGACAUAUCUCUGAAGAUUGAUACAGAGUUGGCUCUUGAGGUCGGAAGAAGGACAAAACGAGCC
This is a messenger RNA of Thlaspi arvense, 1134 nucleotides long. The record is from the annotation of a GenBank genome assembly. NCBI's taxonomy places the organism in Eukaryota, Viridiplantae, Streptophyta, Magnoliopsida, Brassicales, Brassicaceae.